GAUCGGAAGCACCACAUUGUCAUGAGAAACGACAGUUUUUAGAAAGAAAGCACGCGACAUGAAACCGAACAGACAUCACCCGAGAGUCCAUUUGGACAUAACCGAUUCCUUCUAGCGUUACGACUCGGCGCGGCACACAUCAAUAUCAGCAAUAGAUACACCGUCCUCGUCAAAAUGGGGACGGACAUGAGGAUCCAGACGAAAAAAGGAUAUAACGCAGAAGCCAUGAGCGCCAGAGGCGGCGUGGUAAGACGCCACAAUAGUUGCGAUAACUACAUCAGCAGUAAAUACAGGAUAUUGACGAUGAUUUGGAAGUACAAAGCUUCCAAAACAAACCCUCUCGCACAUACAGACACACUCACUCACUCACUCACGCAUAUCAACUACCCGGGAAGGGGCGGCUCCAUAAGAACAGCCACAUCGAGAGAUCCAGGAUGCCCAGAAAGAAAUAGAGCAUCCAUCAAACAUCGAGGUGGGCGGGAAACCCACCUCCAACUACGUCUCCCACCCACCACAACCCCCUCCUCACGACAAUCGCUCACUCGUACCCACACAUACACACACACAUCGACCCACAACCUUUUUUAUUUUCCCCUUGAUCGACGACCAAGCACCAUCGUCAGAUCAGAUCGCACACAGCAUAGCACAAGGGAUCUUGUUUUUUUUUUUUUCCAGGAGCAUACGGGAGGGGCGGUAGGAAGGCGGCGGCAAAACCCGGAGACAGCGCAUAGACGGAACGGAGGACGGCGGGGGGUGGUAGUAGGAAAAGGAGGGGCGGGCGACGAGCAAGCGACGGAGGGGAAGAGGACGGACGGACGGACGGACGGACGGACGGAUCUGGAUGGAUACCCAGCGGACAGACGGAUAGACAGACGCCUCGCCGCGCGUAUCCCGGCGCAGCGUAGCACCUCGUCGUUGCCGUUGUCAUCACUUCGGCAUACAGGGACGGAGGGGGGUAGGGGGGAGAGGAGCACCCGCUGGCACGCGCGUGCAGCAGCGUAGGGCGGUUGGUUCCGGUUGGUCCGGUUGGUUCCGGUUUGGUUCGGCAUUUGCAUAGGGGCGGACGCAUGGGACCUCCCGGCGCCCUCCCCGCAGCAAGGAGGGGGGGCGCAGGCCCGGGGGGCCGAGGAC
Messenger RNA from Durotheca rogersii, 1131 nucleotides. RefSeq lists its product as uncharacterized. The transcript has a single exon. NCBI's taxonomy places the organism in Eukaryota, Fungi, Ascomycota, Sordariomycetes, Xylariales, Xylariaceae. The record is from RefSeq and is a predicted model, not a curated record. The coding region runs from base 175 to 1002 and encodes 275 amino acids.